AAACACAUCCUUUCUUCAGCCGGAAAAAAUCAAUACGUUGUCGGGAAAACACCAUGCAGUUGUGAUGAAGCACCGUAAUGAAGCUGUGUAGCGGUGGUUUGGUUUUGAUGUUUUGAUGAAACAACACACAAAAAAACAACAACCACCUAGCAUAGCAACGAACCAUUGUGCGGAUGAGAAGAGCAGAACAACAUAGUACCCGUCUUCUUAAGUUUUUUUUUCAAAUUUCGGCAAGGCCGUGCAAACGCGGUACAGCGCGCGAGCGAGUGUGAGCCCUUUCCUUCUCGAUUCGUGUGUUAGUGCGCGUGCGUGCGUGAGUGCGUACCGUGUGCUCGCGCGCGCGUUCCGCGAGUGUGUGUUGUUUUUUCGGUGCUGCUGCGCCGUGCGUGUGUGGCGCCAUUCCGACGUGCGAUUGUGCGCGCCUGUGUAUGUGUGUGUGGUGUUGCAGUUUGUGUUUUUUUGUUUGUUUGUUGGGGGAGACAAACGAAAGAUAACACACAAAAGGCUAGGAGUUAAAGAAAAGGUGUAUGCGCGCGCGUUUCCCUGCUGAUGCUGCCGUAGUGCUUUGCGAGUGCUGGCGUUAUCGCGAGGCCGCUGAUUGUGUGAUUGUGUCUGUAGCGAGGUUGUGUGUGUGGGUGUGUGUGUGUGCACAAGCACACACACGUGUGCUGUGCGUUAAAAGGGGGUAUAGUGCGUGAAUGCACCUUUACAUGCUGAUACUACACUCAGCCGGGGAAAGAAGGAAUUGUGGUCCCCCCGUACAUUGAAUGAAAAGUGAAAAGAAAGAAAAUUCAUCUUUACUAAACACGGUGUGUUUACCAGCGGGAGCUCCCAUCCUUUUGAUUUGUUAAGAAUCAGUGCCAAGGAUUCCGAGUUCGGAGGAUAUUGGAGCCGUGUGGGUGUUUGCCGCAUGGAAGAAAACCUUCUCAAGAAUCGGGAAAACUUGAAUAUCCAUUUAUUCCCAUCCGUGCACACGGUAAUUUCUUCAAGAGAAACAAUAACAAAAGAUCGUUAAAUAUCCGUUAAAAAAAAUCACUAUUGAUCGCUAUUGCAAACCGUAGCAUUGGGAGCAUUGACAAACCCACGCAAACCACGGUACGGGCGUAUCGUUGGGUGAAGCACUACCAACCAUCGGGUAGUGCCAACGUAGCCAGCGUACAAACUCUCUGCUUCGCCUUCCUUUAAACAAAAAACGGCUCGUGAAUGAUGUCCGUGCAGCAGUACUGUCUACGGUGGAACAACCAUCAGCCGAACUUCAUCUCGGUCUUCUCGACGCUGCUGCACAAUGAGAGCCUGGUCGACGUUACGCUGGCCGCCGAGGGACGGCAGCUGCAGGCACACAAGGUUGUCCUGUCGGCGUGCAGUUCCUACUUUCAGUCACUUUUCACCGCCAAUCCCUGCCAACACCCAAUCGUGAUAUUGAAGGACGUGCAGUACAACGACCUGAAGACGAUGGUUGACUUCAUGUACUACGGUGAGGUGAACGUGUCGACCGAACAGCUGCCCCAGGUGCUCAAGACGGCCGAAAUGCUCAAAAUCAAGGGCCUGGCGGAGAUGCCGGAUGCGUCAGCCGUGUGUAAGGCGGACCUGAGCAAGCUCGACCCAUCCGAUCUGAUACAGGCGGCGAACGUAAUACCCGGUGCGGCUGGCGAUGCGAUAUGGGGCAGUGCCGAAUCUCAGCAGCAAGCGCAACAGCAGCAGCAGCAGCAACAACAGCAGCAACAACAACAGCAGCAGCAGGCACAACAUCACCAGCAACAAACACAACAACAGCAGUACCAACACCAACAGCAGCAACAGCAGCAGCAGCAACAGUUACAUCAACAAACCCAGCAGCUGAGACGAUCACCUUCCCCCACGACCAACAUGUCACCUGCGGCACGAAGGAAACGGUUACGGAAGACGUCAACUGGUUCCGGUUCCAUCUCGACCGACCGGUUGCAGCAUCAACAGCAGCAGGCGGCUGUGGUCGUAGCGCAGCACCAAGCGGCGGCAGUAGCUGCCGCUGCUGCUGCGGCUGCCGCUGCUCAGCAGCAGCAGCAACAACAGCAGACGGACGAACAGCACGGCCCGAGUGCGGACCCGAGCACACUAAACCUCGUGCCGCAUCUACACAUCCAGCAGCAGGUGGACAACAUAUCGUACGGUACGGCGACGGCAGGGCACGGUGCGUUAGCGCUGGGCGCGGCCGCUGUCGCUGCAGCAGCAGCAGCCGCCGCUGCCGGUAACAAUAUCCGUAUCAUUAAGGAAAGCCCCAGCUCGGACGUGGACCAGCAACAGCACGAAUCAUCGCAGGAGAGCGUCGACGAGACGGGCCAUCACAUGCCGAGCAUUAUCAAAACGGAAGACCUGAGCGGGGUCACGCAAACCAUACCGAUGGACAUUUCGACGACACCGACCGCCGUAAAUAUAACGCAAUCGCAAUCACAGCAUACCGGUGGGCAAUGGACGGUAAUCGAUACGAAUUAUUCGCGGUUUGGCAUUGCGCCGUGUCAGACGAAUUUAGGACUGCAGCAACAGCAGCAGCAACAACAGCAGCAGCAACAUCAACAGCAGCAACAACAUCAGCAGCAGGUGCAGCAACAGCAGCAACAUCAUCAGCAAACGAAUCAACAGCAGCAACAGCAUCAGGGUGAUAGUCAAGGCUUAAGUAGUGGCGGCAACGGUGCAAACAAUGCCGCCAAUGGUGGUGCACCGGGCAGUGGUACGGCUGGAUCGGCCACCGGUAACAAUGGUGGGCUCGCGAACGCAUCCACGACGAACUCGAACGCGACAACACCGCAACCGACGACACCGGUACAAAUCUAUCAGCAUCCAUUCUCGCCCCAGAUCAUAUCGGUUAACCCGAACAGUAUGGUCAACAGCUACCAAUCGUCGAACCUGUCCACGCCGACGUCACCGCAGACGGGCAGCGAUCAGACGACGGGGCUUGUGUACAGUACCGGAACGCCGAAUCAGUCACCGCUCGGCGCAACAACGGCCGGUGCGACGUCCGGCACGAAUGCGAGCGGGAAUGGCAAUACGGGCACGGGAGCCGGUGGUAAUGGUACGGCCGGAGGAAAUGGUACAACGGGCGGCGGUGGCGGUAGCGGUGGUGCUGGUGCAGGAAACGGUGCGGGAGGAGGUGCUGCUGGAACGGGUACAACCGGUGCCGGUGGUACCGUGCAACCGGUCAAGCGGAAACGAUCCGUCAAUCCACAGGGCGAUGAAAAUUUCCUGCGAGCACUCGAGGCGGUCCGGUUCGGUGGUAUCGGUUUCUGUAAAGCCGCACGACUGUACGGCGUUAACAAUCGUACGCUAUGGUUAGAGUAUAAGAAGCGUGGUUACCCGAUCAGCCGGCCCAGUAUUAAGAAUCGCAUCAAGCUGGAACCGAACAUAUCCCCGCCUCCGACGGCCACAACGCCACCCGGUGAUGAGAACGCUUCGAUGGAGCACUAUGAUACGGCACUAUCUUCCCCUGCUCUUAAUAUGUCGCUGCAGCAGCAGCAGCAGCAGCAACAGCAAGUCCAGCAACAUCAAGCGACCCAGCAACAGGUCACUUCAGCACAGCAAACGCAACAUCAACAGCAGCAAGCGCAACAGCAAGGCAACGACACAACGAAUGCCGCUGCGGCAGCUGCUGCCGCUGCCGUCGUUGCUGCCUCUUCCACUACCCCCCUCAUGUGCCCACCGCACGGACAUCCGAUGGGUGUGAUGGGUUUUCUCGAUACACGGCAUGUCGAUUUUACGACCACCGCCAAUCUGCAUCAGAUGUCCCGCCAGCGGUAUCCGGAUACGGCCACGGUUAACAUGAAUACGGGCGCAGUAAACCUCCAAGGGUUGAACUUUAACUCCAUGUAAGGGGACGGGUGGCUUCGUGUUGUGACCGUAAGCAAUGGUGGUGAUGGUGGUGGUGGAGGUGGUACUGAUCCGGCCAUUCUAUCCCUUGGUGGUGGUAGUUGUCCUACUACUACGGAGGUGACAGAAACAUAGGGUCUAAACGAGACCUGCCGCCCCAUUGAACCUCCACUGUCGUCGGUGCGCAACAAUUGAAGCCACAUAACGGAAAAGCUCUACAGUACGGUAUGAUAACAGUAUGUAGAGAAAGAUCAUCCCUUUAUCCUUUUUGUUUUGGACGAUCGCAUCCAAUGAAGCUGACGAUCUUAACAAUUGCACUUUUCCAUAUGGAGGUAAUGAGCUUUUGAACUACUGGAAGUCCGUCAAGUCCUUGGGGAUAUCGCUGUAUGUCAAUCAGAAAUUAGUUUCAAUUAAUUAAUUGUAUGCAUGAUAUGCCCAUGUUGGUAAGCAUAUCCUUUUUUUUCUCUUUCGAGAGUAUAUUUUUUGUAAAAUUAACAUUUAUUUCAAUGAGGACACCACUUCAAUUCGAAGAACUAGUGGUGUGUUCAGUUUCCAGUUCCUGUAUUCAGACGAAUCUUUAUCCGGUGCUCGGUGUGUUUGUAUGUGGGCACACAUACCAUUUCGAUUCGAAAGAUAUUUAUCUCAGUCCCCCCGUUAUCCUUCUUCUGACCUUCCAAAUUGCGUGCAAGAAAGAAUAUAUGUCUUGUAUGUGUGUAAUUAUAUGUAUGUCUGUGUGUUAGUCUUUCUUGUACGUUGUAUGUGUUUAAAGCAAGUGAUCCAUCUACAUGUAAAAUAUUAUUUAUGUUUUCAUUUAUACAUAAUGGGGCAGGGGAGAACGAGAGACUUUCGGGGUUCGACUUCGAGGGCAUGCUUGAUGCGGCUUAGAUUAAAACAAAGUGUAUAGAGGCAAACGAAGGUGGAGAAGCAGAUAACGAGUGAAAAAUAUCGAGUUUCUAAAAACAAAAAUUAUGUAUUUUAAGCAUAAAACAAAAAAAACACAACACUUUCAAAAUCCCAGCUCUCCGGAAGGGUGGAAAGAGCGGCCAGGGUGCAGAGAGAAGCAGGGAUACGGCAAACAAAUAGAUGUAAAAUCAGUAGAAGUAAAAGUAGCAAUUAUGAAGAUAAUGUAGUGAAAAAAUGAACAAAACACAUAGCCACGGUAUGAUGGAAAAAAAGAGAAUGAAGAGGUAAGAAAAAGAAAUCGUAAGAGAUAAAUGUCGAACAAAAAAAAAACAAAAGAAAGAAAACAAAAAUUGUAUAGUAAAAUAAAAUCCAAAAGCGCGAUGGUGAAUAGUAUUUUUGUUAACUCUUUUUUAGCAGUUUAUACGUGUAUAUUUGUAGGGUGUUUAAAAAAAAACACCGCACAACUUAAAGUCAGUCUUGUGCGAAAAGGUCAAGGCGAUUAGGGAAGCAGUGUAGAAGCGUAGAGUUAAGAGUGAAAUAGAAAAGCAGAAGCAAAAAGAGAGCAAAGCAAAAAUAACCUACACAAACAGUCACAGUCAUCGAUAUGCGAAAAUCAAUUAACUGUUGCAGGUGAUAAUUGAUGAUUCUUGUAACUGCAAACUACACUAGUGUAAAGCAAAUCAGUAUAACAUGGCUGAAGCGGAGACAUAUUCACUACACUUGAUCGAUAAAUCUAGUAAGGAACAGAUCACACGAAACAUCCUUCAGAAAUACUUUAAAGUAAAACGAGAAUAUGGUAAAAAGCAAGAAAACAGGUAAAAAGAAUAUCAUUCAAAAGCAUUUUGUGACGAAACAAAAAAGACAUUUACACGAGAAAAAAAACUAAUGAAAAGGUUAAUGAAAUUAUUACAGCGAAUUAAACAAAACACAAACAAACACAAUGAAAGAAGAAAUGUAAGUAAGAUAAGGUGCAGUAAACACGUGUGGAAAUUUGUAUAAAUCAACAGAUUAAACUCUCGCUAAGUUUAUUGUAAUAUAAACGGGGAAAAAAGCACAGUUGAAGGAAACGGAAUAGUUGAAUGUGGAUAGAAGCACUUUACGCGUUGGUGGACGAAAGUGCAUAGUCAAGAAAAGCGGCAAGAAAGUGGAGGAAAGCGCUUCAAACAAAACGAAGCAAACGGAACAAACAAUCCUAAUUUAAAUUGAAUUCGUUGUAUUGGAAGAAGCAAUUCACAACAUGUGACAAAAGCAAAAGCAUAUAAGAAGAAAAGGAAUAAAGGGAAAUUGUUUGUUUGUAACAACAGACAUUAGAGCAAAUGUCGACAGUCAUCGGUAAGAAAAAAGUUAAAUAAGUAAGCAAAAAUGCCAUUCUCGUAUCAGUUUGUUUAAGAAACACAUGUACACAAACAUAAAAACAUAAGAAAGUAAUACACAAACAAACAUACCAGAAAACAAUCCAAGAAAAAAAGAAAGUGGAAGAAAGAAAGAGGAAAAGCAGAAAAGUACAGGACAAAAUGAAUCGAUUAAAGUGAACAAACACACACACACACGUACGCGUUCUGUGAAAAAUAAGUAUUUACUUAUGUGAGUAAUUUAAAUAAAUUGAAGCAAACUGAAUUAUUGCGUUGUCGUAUAUGUUUUUGCAUAUGUUUCGCUGUUACAAUUAUUGUU
This is a messenger RNA of Anopheles moucheti, 6411 nucleotides long. Its product is annotated as longitudinals lacking protein, isoforms H/M/V. NCBI's taxonomy places the organism in Eukaryota, Metazoa, Arthropoda, Insecta, Diptera, Culicidae. The record is from RefSeq and is a predicted model, not a curated record. The transcript is spliced from 5 exons. Gene Ontology annotation, biological process: regulation of transcription by RNA polymerase II. Gene Ontology annotation, molecular function: DNA binding; protein binding. The coding region runs from base 1204 to 3840 and encodes 878 amino acids. Gene Ontology annotation, cellular component: nucleus.